AUGGAAACUAAGAAGAUUUCUCACUAUGAAAAUCAAGAAGAAUUUUUAAAGUCUAAUCUAGGAAGAUACUCUUUCUCCAAAUUAAUUUAUUAUGAUAAUUAAAUAGCCAGCAGAAUUUAGGAGAGACUCAAGCUUUAGAUUUCAAAUUAAAACAAUAUCAGUGAUAGCUGGUUAUCUGAUUUAAUUCCACAUUUUAAGCUAUUCAAAGAAAUGUAGAGUCUAAAAAUUUGGUUGAACGAAAAUUAAAUUGGAGAGAAAAGUGUGAAUGAUUUAGGUUAUUCUUUGAGUUUUUGCUCUAAUUUAAAAACUCUUACAUUGAAUUUAGGAUAUAAUAAAGUAGGUUUUUUAGGUUUAUCUGGGCUGAUCUAAAAUUUAUCAAAGUGCUAAAAUUUAGAAUAUUUGUGUUUGAAUCUUUUAAGUGCUGAUCUAAUAUAUCAAUUUGAAGACAACAUCUUAUUUGCAUUUUCUGACUUUAGAAAAUUAGAAAAAUUAGAAUUAAUGAUAUGCUAUAGCAAUUUAAAUCAAUAAGAUAUGUCUUAUAUUGGAUAAAGUUUAAGAAAUUGCUAAAACUUAAAAACGUUGAUCCUUUAUUUAGAAUAGAAUGAAAUUGGGAAUUAAGAAAUAUGUGAUCUAUGCUCUGGCAUAUAAACUUGCUAAAAUCUUUGUUCAAUUACCUUUUGUCUAAACUUUGAUGAAAAUGGAAUUUCUUACUUAAGUGAAAUGUUUGCCAAUUUGAAGAAUCUAAAUAUGAUAGAUCUACAGUUAAAUAAUAAUGUCAUCAGUUCAAAAGCAGCAUCUAUUCUUGGUUCAGGUUUAAGUUAAUGCUAAAAUCUCACUAAGUUAUUGCUUGAAUUAAACUAAAGUCAAACAAAUAACGAAGGUUUAAAAGGUUUAUUUUCUGGUUUAUCAAAUAUUUCUAACCUCUAAAAUAUGAAACUAUCUUUAAAAUGUAGUGAAAUAAAUAGUGAUAUAGCAUCAAACUUAGGCUAAUUAUUUCCAAAAUUUAAAAGAUUGAAUGUUUUAGAAUUAGACUUGUAAAGUAAUAUUGGAGAAAAUGGUGUUAUGGGAAUAGUCACAGCAUUAAUUUACGUUUAAAACCUCAAUGUUUUAACGUUAAAUUUAGAUAACAACAGUAUAAAUAAGGAAGGAGUUUCUACUUUAUGCUCUGCUAUCUCUAAUUGUCAUUAAUUGAAAGAUCUUUAAAUAAGCUUACAGAAUAAUUAUAUAGGUGGAGAAGGAGUAGCAUAGUUAUUAUCUAGCCUAUAAAGGUGCUAAAAAUUAGAGUCAAUAGCUAUUGAUGUUUGGCAAAAUGAAAUCGGUAAUGAUGUUAAUUCUAUAAGCUCCUAAUUAUCUAAGCUUUAAAAGCUAAAAUUUCUGUCUUUUAAUUUAGAAUGUAAUUAAAUAGAUGAAAUUUACCAAUAAUAAUUGAAGAGACAAGCUUUAAAAUUGAAAAAACUGAUUAAUUUAGUAUUUUUUGCUAGCUGA
Messenger RNA from Tetrahymena thermophila SB210, 1485 nucleotides. Its product is annotated as kinase domain protein. Gene Ontology annotation, biological process: nucleocytoplasmic transport; activation of GTPase activity. Gene Ontology annotation, cellular component: nucleus; cytosol; perinuclear region of cytoplasm. The transcript is spliced from 17 exons. The record is from RefSeq and is a predicted model, not a curated record. NCBI's taxonomy places the organism in Eukaryota, Ciliophora, Oligohymenophorea, Hymenostomatida, Tetrahymenidae. Gene Ontology annotation, molecular function: GTPase activator activity; small GTPase binding.